Chaetura pelagica (chimney swift) is the source of this 1326-nucleotide messenger RNA. RefSeq names its product growth hormone inducible transmembrane protein (gene GHITM). The coding region runs from base 43 to 1083 and encodes 346 amino acids. The transcript has 8 exons. NCBI's taxonomy places the organism in Eukaryota, Metazoa, Chordata, Aves, Apodiformes, Apodidae. Gene Ontology annotation, cellular component: mitochondrial inner membrane. The record is from RefSeq and is a predicted model, not a curated record.
UGUAUUUUCAGGAACGCAGUGUAUUAAACUAUCUAAGCAACUAUGCUGGCUGCAAGGCUGGUAUGCCUGAGGGCAUUAUCAUGCCAGACCAUCCACCCCACCCUUGCUCAGGCUUCCCCAGCUUUGAGGAACUCCAAUAUAAAAGCAUACAGGCUGUGGCAGCCUAACCAGUGUUAUGCCACCAGAGUAAGAACGGGUGUGAGGCGUGGAAAAAUUGGCCAGGAAAUUAAAGAAGCAGCAUUUGAGCCAUCUGCAGAAACAGCACUUAAAGCUGAUCGCCUGGGGAAGUUUAUUGUUGCUGGAGGGGCUGCUGUUGGCCUGGGGGCCCUCUGUUACUAUGGAAUGGGCAUGUCUAGUGAGAUUGGAGCUAUCGAAAAAGCUGCUAUUUGGCCACAGUACGUGAAAGACAGGAUUCACUCCACUUACAUGUACUUUGCGGGAAGCAUUGGCCUGACAGCACUGUCUGCUGUGGCAGUCAGUAGGACCCCAGCACUCAUGAGCCUUAUGACAAGAGGCUCCUGGCUGGCAAUAGGUGCAACUUUUGCAGCCAUGAUUGGUGCUGGAAUGCUGGUCAGGUCCAUAUCCUAUGAAGACAGUCCAGCAGCAAAACACUUGGCUUGGAUGUUGCAUUCUGGUGUCAUGGGUGCGGUGGUGGCUCCUCUAACCUUCUUGGGUGGCCCUUUGCUGAUCAGAGCUGCCUGGUAUACUGCUGGCAUCGUCGGAGGGCUCUCAACUGUGGCCAUGUGUGCUCCAAGUGAAAAAUUUCUGAACAUGGGAGGACCACUUGGAAUAGGCCUAGGCUUCGUUCUUGCCUCUUCAAUUGGAUCCAUGUUCUUGCCUCCUACUUCUGCUUUUGGUGCUGGCUUGUAUUCAGUAGCUGUCUAUGGUGGAUUGGUGCUCUUUGGCAUGUUCCUGCUCUACGAUACGCAGCACGUUAUCAAGCGUGCGGAAACUCUGCCCUAUUAUGGAGUGACCAAAUAUGAUCCCAUCAACGCGUGCAUGGGUAUCUAUACAGAUACACUGAACAUCUUCAUUCGGGUGGCCACCAUGCUUGCAGGUGGUGGAGGUGGCAGGAGAAAGUAAACCGAGACUCUUCUUUGCAGCUGUCUGACAGCCUACCUAGUGCACAUAUUAAAUAAAAAUUCAUGGUUACAAGCAGUAUGCUGCAAGUCAGAAGUUUAAAUAAUUUCAGUAUAUUGUUUCAGUGCAAUGUGAUUCAGACUUAAUAGUUUUCUUCAAACACUUUCCAGCUCUGUGUUUGAAGUAGUGUGAACUGCUUCUAAUUGUACAUUACUUGGGAAGAGUAAAUUAUUUUUAAUAUCUGAA